This is a messenger RNA of Opisthocomus hoazin, 210 nucleotides long. The record is from RefSeq and is a predicted model, not a curated record. NCBI's taxonomy places the organism in Eukaryota, Metazoa, Chordata, Aves, Opisthocomiformes, Opisthocomidae.
AUGCUGGACACCAUCAGCAGCCAGUAUGACUCCUUCAUCUACCUGAGGGUGGCCGACCAAGGGCUGGGCAGGCUCGCCGGCGAGCGGGAUCGGGAUCGGGCCAGCCAGGACAUCUCCGACGAAGAGGACAGUCUGCUGCAGUUCAACAGCUUUAAUUUCUGGAGAGCUCCUAUCGCCAGCAUUAGCUCGUUAGAUUUCGAUCUAAUUUGA